GAGGAAGAAGGCGUGACUACAGGCACACAACAAUAUUGAACUGCACCCAUGUCACAGAUCAAACCCAGUUUGAAUGCAUCGGACAUAAUAUUAAAGGAAACAACAAGUUUGUUGGAGCUAAGUUAUCCGAUGUUAGGCAGCAGAGGAAUAUGCCGUUUUUCUUUCUAUGCUGAAGAUCAACGCCUGUUCAACAACAACAAACUCGUGGACGUGAACUAGGAAACGGCCGAUACCUCUGUGUUAACCAUGACAGUCUGCUAGUUUUCCUGGACGAUUUCUUCUGGAUUAGUCUGUAAAAUCACCAAACGAGACAUCCUGCAUCGUGUUAGUCGACUAAAAGCAGCGCGUGGACGAGUCGGAAACUCGAGCGCCAUUGAAAACAAAGUUCCGACAAUCUGAGGCUGUUAGACACAAGUGCCUCUUGCACUACUGGUCCCCCCACCCCAGGCAGGUGUGACUCGUUCGUACGACUUCACAAAUGCGACCAUGGGAAGUAGCAGUGAGUAGGCGGCCAUCAACAGCCCCCUUAAACCAGAGGAGGGUCGUCGGGGAGCCUUGCAUCACACCUCUGCACCUCAGGAGAAGUCCUCCAGUGCGACGUCAGUGGGGACAGCGAGAUAUACCUGCUGUGCACACUUCCCUACAUCAGGAUGAGAACUUCCACCACCCUGUCUUCUCCCAGCAUCAGCAGAUUCCUUUAGAUGAGUCCAGGCAAUAUAGCCACACCGGUGCACCUCCACGCAUGCUGCAUACUGCCACACAACCCCCUCAACAGAGCUCCAUCAUGGUGGAUCUUCACGAACAGAUGCAUCAAGGAUCAGUUCCGAUAUCUUACACAGUUACCACGGUGACGACCCAUGGUUUUCCCAUCCACACCGGGCAACCUAUCCCAGCCUGCAAUGCUCAGCAGCUCCCAGCAUGCUCGGUAAUGUUCAGUGGACAGCUCUCUCUGCUCUGCUGCCUUCCUCCUCCACUCAUUCAGGCCUGCACCAUGCAGCACCUGCCUGUGUCCUAUCAGGCAUUUCCACCAUUGAUCUCCAGUGAGCAUUUUAUCCUGCACCCCAGCCCACCAGUGCCGCCCCACCAGCCUCAUCUGCCUCCACUCAACCAGUUUGUCCCCAUACAGCCCCAGCACCCGCGCAUGCCUCUGCAGAGGGUGGAGAAUGAAGUGGAUCUGCGAGGAGACCAGCAUCCGUUAGGAACAUUCUCUUAUCCUCCGGCCCACCAUCCACCAGCAAUGACCCCCUCCGUCCCCCUCCAGUACCUCCCCCAGGAGCCCCUCCAUCAAGAGCUACCCUACGGAGUGCCAUAUCCGCACAUGCUGCCGAGGCGUAUAACUGGACAGAGGUAUCGAUUACAGCAGCCUCUGCCUCCCCCACCCCCUCCACCGCCCUACUACCCUGGCUUCUUACCAUACUUCCUUUCGAUGCUUCCUGUGCCUCCAACUGCUGUGGGUCCUGCUAUCAGUCUGGAUUUGGAUGUAGAUGAUGUGGAGAUGGAAAACUAUGAGGCGUUAUUAAACCUUGCUGAGAGACUCGGAGAAGCGAAACCCAGAGGACUAACGAAAGCUGAUAUAGAGCAACUUCCGUCCUACAGGUUCAAUUUAGAAAACCACCAAUCUGAACAGACUCUAUGCGUUGUAUGCUUUUGUGAUUUUGAGUCAAGGCAGCUACUUCGAGUAUUACCCUGCAACCACGAAUUUCAUGCAAAAUGUGUGGACAAGUGGUUAAAGGCCAAUCGCACCUGUCCAAUCUGUCGAGCCGACGCGUCUGAAGUUCACCGCGAUGUGGAAUGAGUUCAGGUUUUUGUCCUUCACUGGAAAACAGCACAAAUCCUUGAGUGUGUUCUGUGAGUGGGGACACCUGAUCUCCGGCCAAACGCAAAUAUACCCCCCACCCCGCUCCCAACCCCACCUCUACAAUAAGCAAUCUUGGAAUUUGUACGGAACCUGUUUGACCUCUGCUGUUCGUCAUUGUGUGAGUUUCAUGAAAGCUACUGCCGCCUAUAGCCACUUCGGAGUUCUGGAAUUGUGACCGGGUUUUUAUUUUUUUUUUGGGGGGGGGGGGUUUUUUUUAUUUUU
This is a messenger RNA of Sinocyclocheilus grahami, 2080 nucleotides long. It is a transcript of the gene rnf44, whose product is annotated as ring finger protein 44. Gene Ontology annotation, molecular function: ubiquitin protein ligase activity. NCBI's taxonomy places the organism in Eukaryota, Metazoa, Chordata, Actinopteri, Cypriniformes, Cyprinidae. The record is from RefSeq and is a predicted model, not a curated record. The transcript has 11 exons. The coding region runs from base 479 to 1795 and encodes 438 amino acids. Gene Ontology annotation, biological process: protein ubiquitination.